This is a messenger RNA of Homarus americanus (American lobster), 2277 nucleotides long. RefSeq names its product repetin-like. The transcript has 2 exons. The record is from RefSeq and is a predicted model, not a curated record. Lineage: Eukaryota; Metazoa; Arthropoda; Malacostraca; Decapoda; Nephropidae. Bases 106 to 1569 code for a protein of 487 amino acids.
CCGCGUUAGGCGGGGUAAUACUGUAUAAACAUCAUGUAUUUUGCACGAGAUAAAAAUUAAUCACUCCAUCUUUACCAGGUUGGAGGUAACACUGUGUGGGAGACGAUGGCUGCUACUGUGCCAGGCCUGAAUAGGUCCUGGCAAAGCCUUAAACAACAUUAUAGGAAGUACACAGUCAAUCACCUCCAAGAUUUUCAACUGACUGAUAAAGAAUUAGCAAUGUUUAGAACCUCAGGAGCUAGUGAAAGAAGAAAUGGGAAGCACUUCACAAGAAUGAUAAAAUCAAACACUAAGAGAGAUGAAGAGACUUCUUCAAAUGAUUUUAAGGAAGAUAACUCAAGUGAACCUGACUCUCAGAAGCGAAAAUCAGCAAAUGAAAGGAAGAGGCAAAAACACACUGACGAAGAAUUUGAAAGUCAUAAUGAGGAAAAAAUUAAAAGGAAAAGUAAAGAGGGAGAGACACGGUCUAGGGACAAUUACUGUAAGCCAUCUAGAACUGAUCAUAUCCAAUCACCACAAGUAAACCUAAGAAGAUAUGUGGCAAAGAGAAAGUUGUUUAAGUUUGGUGAAGUGGCAAAACUUACUCCACAAGCUCCCUUCGUUAGCAAUGGUGUUGGUAGUGCCAUCAUACAACGUAAAUUCUUGAGUAGAGGAAUCUAUUCAAGUUCUAAAGAGGAACAACAGAAAUGCACUUCAGAUGAGGCUAGUGCAAGGAGCCCUCAUAGACCACAACAACAGAGCCCUCAUAGACCACAACAACAGAGCCCUCAUAGACCACAACAACAGAGCCCUCAUAGACCACAAGAACAGAGCCCUCAUAGACCACAACAACAGAGCCCUCAUAGACCACAACAACAGAGCCCUCAUAGACCACAACAACAGAGCCCUCGUAGACCACAACAACAGAGCCCUCGUAGACCACAAGAACAGAGCCCUCGUAGACCACAAGAACAGAGCCCUCAUAGACCACAAGAACAGAGCCCUCAUAGACCACAAGAACAGAGCCCUCAUAGACCACAAGAACAGAGCCCUCAUAGACCACAAGAACAGAGCACUCAUAGACCACAAGAACAGAGUCUUCAUAGUCCACAAGAACAAUCAUUACUUGGAGCAGAGAUAUCCCUAGAAGAGGAAAAUUUACAUCAUAACUCUGGAGAAAAUAUUGAUGUAACUGUUAUUGAAAGGUCACACAUGAGUGAUGGGGAAGGAAGUGGUGUGGUUUAUUCUAAAAAUCAGCCAGUAGCCAACAAGAGCCUCUCAGAUUUAGAAGAUGAUAUUUCUAGUGCAAAAACUAAUGACAGAUCCAUGUCUCCGGUCGCUGUAACUCCCAGGCGAGAUGUGCAGGAUAGAAUACCCUAUUUGAAACCUGUCAAAUAUUUAGGCAUUAGGAAUUUUCUAGAGGGAAGUGGAGACUCAUUGUGUAGUAAUUCACCUGCUAGUGAUAAUGAAGGUGAAUCUCCAAGUCCUGAAAUGCAGCUUGAAGGAUGUUCAGUGUUAUUACAGAGGCUUCCCAGGAGUAAACUUAGAAGGACAGUUGUACAUAAAAACAAGAUGAAAGCUCUGUAUUGAACAGUGAACAAUUACUUUAAGUUAAUGGAUAUCUGUAAUUCAUAGACUGUAAUGAUUAUAUUGGGAAAGAAUUUAACUUUCUUUUCAUAUGAGUUUUUAUUAUAGUUAUUAGCCUUUAGGUUUAUUGUCAUUUCGUUGUAUGCAAAGAUCUUAAUCAUAGUGCUUAAUACAGACCUUUCCUUGUGUUGGACAAAUAAAUAUUACCAGUUUUAACCAACAACAACUCUCAUAACAAGUCUUUAAUGUUAGGACUGUCACCUCUAUUUACUCAUGCUGAAAGUCUUUACCUGCCUUCUCACUGUAUAAGCUGCCAUUCUGUUUAAAAAUCAAUUACCGGUAUAAAUACAGUACUGUAUCAUGAUAAAAGCUCCUCUGAUUCGACAACAGGAAUACACCAAUUAUCACAAAGGAUGAGUUCCUGAAAGUCAUUGCCUAUGAUGAAUUUGUAUAGUUUGGGACAUUUUUCUCCACAAGAAUCAAUUGGGGGGGGGGGGGUCAUUGUUGAGGUCAGACAACAAUAUAGUGUCUACUUCUCCAUGACGUUACCAAUCUGCUUCUGACCGAUGAUUUUAUUUGACACUUCUUUGUUGAUUUUAGUGUUUUCUUUUAUCCUUCAUUACUUCAGCUUUCGUAAUAUCAGUGUACAUACAGUAGGUUUUAAUCAAAUUUGUAUAACUAUUGAAUGAGGAAAUAAACAGUUUUGGAACA